AUGGAUAAGAUCGCGUACAACGGGCACCUCGAGACGCUCAAGGUGCUUCACGAGGCCGGAUCGACCGGGUGCUCGGCCAAGGCCAUGGACUACGCCGCGACCAACGGGUUUCUGGAUGUCGUGCGCUGGUUGCAUGCGUACCGACUCGAAGGCUGCUCGAUCGCGCCAUCUAUUACAGACACGUCGAGAUCGUUGCGUUUCUGCAAGCGCAGUACCCAGCGCUCCGUGUGA
Molecule: messenger RNA, 231 nt
Organism: Saprolegnia diclina VS20
Lineage: Eukaryota; Oomycota; Saprolegniomycetes; Saprolegniales; Saprolegniaceae
Exons: 1
Coding region: 1-231 (76 amino acids)
Molecular function (GO): protein binding
Source: RefSeq, a predicted model, not a curated record